AUGCUGUUCAACAUGUGGUGCACCAUCUGCGAAGAAUCGUCAAUGAGCCCAGUUCACAUCGUUCUUGAAUACCCAGACGGCCACAAGAUGCUCUACAAGUACUUUGCGAGCGACCCGGACAAUAAGCUCCAGCUGUCCAUUUCGCCCUGCGAGACGGUCCCAGACACCUACACCAUGAUUGCGAGGAUGUUUGAAAAGGAUGUAGCAAAAGUCGCAAAAGUUUGCUCCCUUCCCCAGCUCACAGAGAGAAUGAAAUCGCCCAAGGACUGGGUAAAUAAAAUCAUCGUGAAGCUCUGCACAAAAGAGCUCGUCAACAUAGAGGCCGAGAUCCUGUGGCGGCACCUCCUGGGCGCCGAAUUGCACUCUUAUCAGGUCAACUAA
Molecule: messenger RNA, 381 nt
Organism: Beauveria bassiana ARSEF 2860
Lineage: Eukaryota; Fungi; Ascomycota; Sordariomycetes; Hypocreales; Cordycipitaceae
Exons: 2
Coding region: 1-381 (126 amino acids)
Source: RefSeq, a predicted model, not a curated record